Molecule: messenger RNA, 2728 nt
Organism: Salvelinus namaycush (lake trout)
Lineage: Eukaryota; Metazoa; Chordata; Actinopteri; Salmoniformes; Salmonidae
Product: tumor necrosis factor receptor superfamily member 21-like
Exons: 6
Coding region: 318-2297 (659 amino acids)
Biological process (GO): negative regulation of B cell proliferation; signal transduction; humoral immune response
Molecular function (GO): protein binding
Source: RefSeq, a predicted model, not a curated record
AGGAACCUGGACCAAACAAGGCGGAAUUUCAGUUGCUUAUCCAUCAUCGAUAUGGGAAUUAUACCAUUCUUUCAGAACCAAGCUCUUAUCCCAUACUAUCUGAAGCCAGUCCACUUCGAGACACAGACUAUAAAAACUGCCGGUUGAAGGAACACCAGCAGUAGAUUGUUAUUAUUGCCUUAGCCAGUACAGCAUAUCUAGAAUGUUUCCUGCUGAUGCAGGGAUGAUGUACCACCUUGUGCGAUGAGAAGUAGCCUAACGUUUUCUCAGAACUGGAGAUGCGCAUUUUCUAAAUUGUCCUAGUUGAUUUUGGGAAAAUGCUCUGGACAAUUUCAGUGCUCUGUAUGUCUGUGGUGCUACUGUACAGUGUAGUUGGUGAGGCCUCCAGCCAGCCUCUGACACCCAGCCGAGGCACUGAGACAGAGGCCCUGUCUGCCCGCCACUACUACCACACAGACCCCAGCACAGGCAUUCAGCUGGUCUGUGACAAGUGCCCCGCGGGCACCUUUGUUUCCAGACACUGUACCCAGACCAACGUGAGGGAUUGCAGCCGCUGCGACGAGGGCACAUUCACUCACGGAGAGAACGGGAUUCAGCAUUGCCACCGCUGCAGGAGGCCCUGCCGCGCCCCCCUCGUUGAAAAGGUCCCCUGCACGGCCACCUCGGACCGGAUCUGCACCUGCCCUCCGGACACCUUCACCCAGGGGGACAGCUGCACGGCCCACUCCCUGUGCCCUGUGGGCUCAGGGGUUAAGAAGAGGGGCAACGAUGUGGAGGAUGUGCGCUGUAAGGCGUGCGCACGGGGGAGUUUCUCUGAUAUGGCCUCCAGUGUGUUGAGGUGCAGGACACACACAGACUGCCUGGCCCAGAGUCUGCCCCUACUGGCGGCGGGCACUAGAGAGACAGACAACAUCUGUGGACCUGCUUCUCCCACCUCCCCCACCCUCCUGGGACCUGCACAGUCUGCCUUCGUCCAGGAGCCCUCCCCUUCCUCCUCCUUAGCUGGCCCAGUACGUAAAGACAACUUCAGACUGACAGCAGGUGCUGAGGACUUAGAGCUCUUACUGAGUGCCACAGGGAUUCUACCCAGCCAUGGCCAGGAUUCCCCCCCAGCAGGCUCCUCCGAAGCCAGCCCCGAAGACAAUGGAGAGGUCCUAAACCUGGCCGCUACGCCUGAAGCCCAGGACUCCACACGGACUCUACCACACCACAAGUACUCUGUUCCCAGUGAUAACCACCGCACCCACCCGGCGGCCAAAAACCGGGCCAUGGAUGGCAUGGAGGAUGGAGCUGGUGUGGAAGUGGGCAGAUGGGUGCAAAGCUCAGGGUACAGGCCCACGCGGAGGGGCUCCCCCAGACCCAGCACUCAUACGCACUUUGACAUCAAUGAGCACCUGCCCUGGAUGAUCGUGCUGCUGCUGCUGCUGGUGCUGGUGGUGAUCGUGGUGUGCAGCGUGAAGAGGAGCUCCAGAGUUCUGAAGAAGGGGCCAGUCCAGGACCCCAGCAGCAUCAUUGAGAAGGCAAUCCAGAAGAAGACCUGCCCCCCGAGACAGACCAAGGAGAAGUGGAUCUACUACUCCAACGGACAGGGUGUGGACAUCCUGAAGUUGGUGGCAGCUCAGAUUGGCAGCCACUGGAUUGACAUGUACCAAUCCCUGGCCAAUGCCACGGAGCGUGAAGUGGCAGCAUUCUCCAACGGCUACCAGUCAGACCACGAGCGUGCAUACGCUGCCCUGCAGCACUGGACCAUCCGCGAUGGGGACGCCAACCUAGCCAAGCUCAUCAACGCCCUGCACCGCCACCGCCGCAUUGACGUGGUGGAGAAGAUACGGGGCAUCAUGGAAGACAAUCCUCAGUUUAAUCUGAACCAGCUGAUGACUGUGAAUGUAACCCCGAGCCACAGUCCUGUCCACAAGUCUUUGGAGUCUCCUGGGGUGGUGGUGGAGCAGUCUCCUGUGGACCGGACCAAGGGCUUCUUCCCCGACGAAUCAGAGCCUCUGCUCCGCUGUGACUCCACCUCCAGCAAAGACUCCGCCCUCAGCAGGACCGGCUCAUUCAUCACCAAAGAGAAGAAAGACACGGUGCUGCGUCAGGUCCGGCUGGACCCGUGCGACUUGCAGCCCAUCUUCGACGACAUGCUGCACAUCCUAAACCUUGACGAGCUGCACGUCAUCGAGGCGAUCCCCAUGGCAGAGGACAAACUGGAUCGCCUCUUCGAGAUUGCCGGGGUCAAGAGCCAGGAAGCCAGCCAGACCCUGCUGGACUCGGUCUACAGCCACCUGCCUGACCUCCUAUAGGCCCACUGCUGUGAUGCUACAGACCUAUACUGUGGUCAGGGGACGCCCCACUUCCUUCUGCUGCAAACCCCUCCUUUUCGGUGUGGCUACUUGGGUGUGGCUUCCUCCUCUCCCCACCCCCACAAAUACUCUUAGGUAAGCUAGUGAGAUGCUGCUUGAUUCUGGAUAGUCGUCUACACGCCUUCAUGACCGCCAAUCGGCUAUCCUCCAUUCCUAGCAGCCUGACUUAAUCCCCCACUAAUACCAUGGUCAGGGAGCCUCCCUUUUUUUCACCUUUAUUUAACCAGGUAGGCUAGUUGAGAACAAGUUCUCAUUUACAACUGCGACCUGGCAGUUGUAAAUUCUCUCUCUUCUCUCUCUAUGAUCCUGCACGCUCUCACCCCCAGGCCAGACCAUACAGCCACAUGCCUGACCUCUUGAAGGCCCCCCCC